UUUUCUCUCUCUUCCCUCAUUUCCCUCCCCCUCAAUCGGAACUCAAUUUUCACUUUUUAAUCCGUAAUUGUUUUCUUGUUAUCGAUUAUGAUAUUAAUAAUUAUACUUUUUAGCUAGAUAUAUAUAUGUAUUUUCUUGGAUUCAAUUCUAGGGUUUCAGUUCAGGUUUAUGGUUUCAUUUUAGUUUUAGCCUUUAAUCCCUAAUUGUUUACUUGUAAGUGAAUAUAAUUUAAUAAAAAUAGCUUUUAUCAGAGUUUUUAUGCAUUAUCAUUAAAUCAUAUGUUUGGGCUUCAGUUUAGUUUGAGGGUUUGGUGAUCAAAUACCUUAUUGUUCAGGAGUAUUUAUCUGUGAUUAUGAUAGGAUAUGAUGCAAUGACAAUAACUUCUAUUUGGGUAUGUCAUUUUAGGGUUUCAGUUUUGGUCUUGGGUUUGAUGAUUUUGUGGUGUGAUUGAGUUUUAAUUUUUUGAUACUUUUUGUUUUUUUUAAUGACUAUGCAGUGUUUGUAGUUUGAUGUGUUUUUUUUAUUAGGUCUUCGCCAUAAUAUGGAUUAUCACCAUACUGAAUAAAAUGGUUAAGGAUUACUGAAUGAAAUUGAAUAAGGAAACUAAAAGAAACUUCUAAAGAAAUGAAAUCUAGAAGAAACAAAAUAAAUUGAAGAGGGAAACUACAAGAAAUUUUUUCAAGAAAGUAAAUUGAAAAAAACAUAAAAAAUUAUCAAAGCAAAGGAUAAUUGAAAGAAGAAAAAACUAGUUGACAAAAGAAGACGGAAAAGUGAAGAAAACAUUGAAGGAGAUGAACUAUGAUGAAAAAAUCUAAAAGAACAUAAAAAGAUGAAUAAUCACAAGAAAGAAGAUAGAAAGAGAAAAAAAAGAAAUCAAGGAAAACUGUAAGCAAACCAGAGCAAAAUUUCUUUCUUUUCCUUCUCUUAAAAGAAGGCAACCUUUAUUUUAAUUGUUAUUGUUAUAUGUCUAAUUUUAAAGGAAAAAUUACCGUGAAUAAUACAAUCUUUUAACUUUUUCCCUAUAAUAAUAUAAACUAUUGAUUAACCAUGAAUAAUAUAACUUUGAGAUGAGUUUUCCACCAACAUCCAUGACCUAUUAGUAACCUAUUAUUGUAGGUCAUAGUUGCGAAAAAUAAAUAAACAAACUAAAAUAAAAAUUUAAAACAAACCUCUCCUAGCCUUUUCAUUACAGCCACCCCAUAUCCUCACCUUCACCCAAUGUCAACCACCCCUCCCCCACCCCCUUUGCUAGCUCCACCUCUUCCCCACUCCCUUCGACAACACCAUCCCUUCCCCAACCUAAGCAACCUAAAAAAAUUAAAACAUCCCCCACUCCUAACCUCUCCACCACAGUCACCCAUCCCUUCCCUUCAUCCACUGUCAGCCACCACUCUCCCACCUCAUUUUCCGGUGCUACUCCACGGUCAGGCACUUCUCACCCACCACUUUGCAGGCACCACCCCCACCCCCACCCCUUUACUCAUCUACACAUGCACCCUUACCCACACUUACAACGAAAAAAAUAAAAUAAAAAAUAAACAACCCCUCCCCUAAUCUCUCCACCACAACCACCUUCUUCCCUUCCUUCCACUACUGUUAGCCAAGAUUUCCUUUUGCAGCGGAAAAGGAGCAUGAUUUUUCGAUUUUAAUUGGAGAGGAAAUCAACAUUUUAGUGGUGCGUGAAUGUGGGGGGAGUGGUGGUGGUGCCUUUGUUGGUAUUGGGGGCUUUGUUGGUGGAGGGUGGCAGCGUAGGCAACAAGGUUGUGGUGAGGAAGGUGGUGCUGUGGUCCAACAUGGAGGCAGGGGAAGGGGAGGCGGUAGGAUGUUGGUGGAUGUUUUGUUUUAAUUUAAUAUUUUAUUUUUUGCCCUAAAGGACCUAUAUUACAGGUUUUAGGUGAAAUUGGAUGUUGGUGGAAAACUCAUCUCAAAGUUUAUAUUAUUCAUGAUUAAUCAAUAGUUUGUAUUAUUAUAGGGAAAAAGCUGAAAGGUUGUAUUAUUCACGGUAAUUUUUCCAAUUUUAAAUUCAUUUUCUUCAAAUAAAACACUGAAAGCAUUUAAAGCUCAAAGUGAUUUUUGUAGAGCCUAGCCUCCAUUUUAGUCGCACUUUUUAAAACUAACAAUGUGAUUUUCUAGAGCCUCCAUUUCAGGUGCACUUUUUAAACUAAGGUAGUUGUGUACUCUAUCUAGAGUUAUUGGUAAUAAUUGAAAGUUGGGCCAAUCAAGACCGGUUUAUGCAUGUUGAGAAGAAUGCUAGAUUACUGAUAAGUGAGAGGACAACAAACUAGUGACAUUUUGCUCUCCCUUGAAAGGCUUAUGUUUUGUACUUUAGUAAUUAUUUUCAAAUCGCAACUUUUUCUCUUACAACUAAGAAAUUUGGGAGAAUUGGUGCAACCAAAAAAAUGCAUGAGGUAUAGGGGUGGUUAGGGCGAGAAGUCAAACAUUGAUGUUUAUGUAUGUUUUCACUAUUGCAAGAGGUUAUAGUUUGCUCCCUACACCAUUCAUCUGUUUUGCAAAAUGUUAAUUGUAUGAUAAAAUGCGAUUGAACUAAGUACUAAGUGUGAAAAUCUGAAAUAGGUUUUCAAAUCAUUGUACUUAGUUAUGCGCACAAUUUUUCCUAUCAAAAUAUUAGAAAAUACAAUAUAUUGACUUCUGGCUCUAAGGUAUCUUGCACCAGUAUUCUGUUACUCUUAUUCAGUUGAUAUGAUGAUGUUCCAUUACAAAAAUUGCUAUGCUUAUGUGUUUUCUAAUUGAAGGCUUUGGAAAUUUAUCAAUUUCAAAGAAAGAAAGUCUUUUGUAGUCGAUAGAGAUGAUUCAAAUGAUGGUGAGGUAUUAGGUAAUGAACAAUAUGAUGACUGCACGUGAAUUUAUCUGUAAUUUCUAAUAAUGUUUGCAUAUGUGUAAACUUUUAUUGCUCAUGUACUUUUCUUGCUGUUGGCAUGUCAUUUGAAUCCUUGAAUGCUUGGGAGUUGGUAGAAUGAAAUUUGAAGCCGUGCCAAUCUGAAUCCAAAUGAUUUUAUCUGAAUGAGUGAGCAUUAUGGGCCAGCGCCUCGUCUGAGGAGCUGUUUUUGUGUUUUUUUGUUUUGUUGCUUGAUUGACUUUGUCUGAACAUGCCCCCAUGGUGUUACCUUGAGGGUCUCAACUCAAGGUAGUUUUUUCCUGCUGAUAAUAAUCAAGAGUAGCAGGAUAUAUACGUUGUACUCACUUUGGGGGUUCUAGGUAGCCCCUAAUUUAAUUUGACUGGCAUAUCCGCAUAUGUAGAUUGUGCUUACUGUAGUGUGAUUGUAAGUUUGACCUUUGAAGCAUGUGGUACCUGCACAUGGACAGUUCCAUCCAAUCUAUCAUGAACUGCUAUCUAUUCCUGACUAAGCUAACAUGAUCUCAUUGUGGUUGCUUUUAGAAACUCAUACUGCCAGAAGCUCUUGCAUCCUUGUUCGUUGGGAAGGUAAUUGAAGCUAUUUUUCAUCAUGGAUAUAGAUCUUAGAUUACCAUCUGGGGUGCAAGAUCGGCAAGAUGAAGAUGAAAAUGCUGUUAGUGAUAUGUUAGACAGAGAAGACAAACUAGAUGAUGGAGUAGAUGCGGAGGAUGCUCUACAUGCUGGUGAGGUGCAUGUUGAAGAUGAGCUAACUCUGAACUCUACUAUAUCAGAUACGGGUGAUUUUAAAGAAGAUGCAAACCUAGAGCCUCUAGCUGGUAUGGAAUUUGUAUCACAUCAGGAAGCAUAUGCUUUUUAUCAGGAAUAUGCUCGUUCAAUGGGAUUUAACACAGCUAUUCAAAACAGUCGCCGUUCAAAGACAUCAAGAGAGUUUAUAGAUGCAAAGUUCGCAUGUUCAAGAUAUGGAACCAAGAGAGAGUAUGACAAAGGCAACCGUCCCCGUAUUCGACAAUGUAAUAAGCAAGAACCUGAAAGUGCUACUGGUCGACGAUCUUGUGGAAAGACCAACUGCAAAGCAAGUAUGCAUGUAAAAAGGAGGCCAGAUGGCAGGUGGGUGAUACAUAGUUUUAUUAAGGAGCACAACCAUGAACUUUUACCUGCUCAAGCUGUCAGUGAACAAACGAGAAAAAUGUAUGCUGCAAUGGCUAGAAACUAUGCCGAAUAUAAAAAUGUGGUUGGUUUAAAGAAUGAUUCGAAGAUUCCAUUUGAGAAAAAUCGUAAUUUUUUACUAGAAGCAGGGGAUGCUAAGCUCUUGCUUGAUUUUUUCACACGGAUGCAAAAUGUGAAUUCUAACUUCUUUUAUGCUGUAGAGCUAAGUGACGAUCUGCGAUUGAAGAGUUUAUUAUGGAUUGAUGCCAAAAGUAGGCACGACUAUGUGAAUUUUAAUGACACGGUCUCUUUUGAUACGAGCUAUAUAAAAAACAAAUAUAAAAUGCCUCUUGCCCUUUUGGUAGGGGUCAAUCAACACUAUCAGUUCAUGCUGCUUGGAUGUGCUAUAGUUUCUGAUGAAAAUCCAGCGACAUACUCAUGGAUACUUCAAACAUGGUUGAAAGCAAUGGGUGGAUUAGCUCCAAAAGUGAUUGUUACUGACCAAGAUAUUGCUAUUAAGUCGGCUGUUUCUGAGGUUUUUCCAGGUACUCAGCAUUGCUUUCAUUUGUGGCAUAUUCUGGGAAAGGUUUCAGAAAAGUUGGGCCAUAUCAUUAAGAAACAUGAAAAUUUUAUGGCAAAAUUUGACAAAUGCAUUUACAGAUCUUGGACUGAUGAGGAGUUUGAGAAGCGGUGGCAGAAACUUAUUACAAGAUUUGAACUUAAUAAAGACAAUGACUGGCUUCAGUCACUUUUUGAAGAUCGUAAACUAUGGGUUCCAUUAUAUAUGAAGGAUUCUUUUUUAGCUGGAAUGUCCGUUGUCCAGCGUUCUGAGAGUAUUAAUUCUUACUUUGAUAAAUAUGUACAUAAAAAGACUACAGUUUCUGAGUUUUUAAAGCAUUAUGAUACAAUUAUUCAAGACAGAUAUGAGGAGGAAGCCAGAGCUGAUUCUGAGACAUGGAAUAAACAACCAGCUUUGAAAUCUCCAUCUCCUUUAGAGAAGCAUUUGUCAACUUUAUAUACGCACGCGGUGUUCAAGAAAUUUCAAGUUGAGGUUUUGGGUGCAGUCGCAUGCCAUCCUAAGACAGAAAGACAAGAUGAGGUGUACACCACUUUUAGGGUUCAAGAUUUUGAAAAGAAUCAAGAAUUCUUUAUUACAUGGGAUCCGAUGAAAUCAGAAGUUUCUUGCAUGUGCCAUCUGUUCGAAUACAAAGGUUAUCUUUGUAGACAUGCAAUGGUUGUUUUCCAAAUGUGUGGCCUUUCCAUGAUUCCAUCUCAAUACAUAUUGAAGAGGUGGAAGAAAGAUGCCAAAGUUAGGCAUCUGAUUGUAGAAGGGACUGAACAGGUACCAUCCAGGGUCCAACGGUAUAACGAUUUGUGUAACCGAGCUAUGAGGUUGGGUGAAGAGGGAUCACUAUCUCAAGAAAGUUACACGAUCGCCCUCCGUGCUCUAGAUGAAGCAUUUAACAACUGUAUUGGGGUGAAUAAUGUUUGCAAGACUCUUCCGGAAGUCAGCACAUCAGCUAAUCAUGGGCUUCUCUGCAUUGAAGACGACAGUCCCAGUAGGAGCUUUAGCAAGACCAUUAAAAAAAAGCAUCCUACCAAAAAACGGAAGAUUAACACAGAAGCAGAGGCAAUGACUAUUGGGUCACAAUAUAACUUGCAACAAAUGGAUAAGCUGGGAUCCAGACCUGUAAGACCUCUAGACGGAUUCUAUGGCCCACAACAAGGUGUUCCAGGAAUGGUGCAACUGAACUUGAUGGCUCCAACCGAUAAUUAUUAUGGAAGUCAACCAACAAUUCAAGGACUUGGACAAUUGAACUCAAUUGCGCCUAGCAACGAUGGCUAUUAUGGUCAACCAGGCAUGCAUGGGCUAGGUCAGAGUCAGAUGGAUAUUUUCCGCUCACCAACUGGUUUCUCAUAUGGAAUUCGGGAUGAGGCCAAUGUUAGGUCUGCACAGUUACACAACGAUGGAGGACCAAGACAUUCUUAAAAGACAUCCGCUAUUCUUCCUUAAACCGGUUCUUGGAGAUUGGAUCGCGGAAGGACUUGGUAAAAACAAUUUUAUUGUUUUUGUAGAUUUAGAUCACCUUAAAAGCUUGUCUCCUGAACAGCAACCCGAAGAAUAUUUAGCGUCUCACCUCUUGGCGUUCGCGAGUCUGGGAGACCUUGUCGUGUACACUCCUUUAGUUUCAUGUAAAAGUAGAAUCAGGGCUUACCAAAUUACUCGUGUUAUGCUAGGAUUGUAUUCUAAGUGUACAAACCCGUUGUAUAAUUCUUUUAUACAUCUAGUUUAAUUGUUCAAUGUUAGUUACAAUUUUGUAAGCUUCUGUUCAUGUUAUCUCUGUCAAUCAAGGUUGCAGCAUCUCGGAGACUGUUGAUCUAUUGAUAUUGAGGCAUUCCGACUCUGAUCAUAGACGGGCAAAAGGUAACUUGUGAGAUGCGAAUAAAUCAUGAUGAUGUUGUCAUAGAUAGAACUUUCAUUUGAAACCCGCAUGUAAAUCAUUUUAUUGAUCUUAAUUCGACCAAAUUUGUUUAAAACUGAGAAUAUGGUCAGUGAUUGAGGGCUUUUGCUUUCAUUCUUGUAACAAAGGUUUGAUUUGAUGUUCGAUUUUCUUUCUUGACCGUAGGGGUUUUCUAUUAUACUUCAAACAAAAAAAUUUAAAACUACACGUUCCACUUUUGCAAAAAAUAAUAAGAGUUCAAUAUCAACUAGGCUAUUAUUUAAGAAUUUACGUAAGAUUUAGAAUAUGAUUAAACUGAAGUAUCGUAAUCUAUACUAUGAGAUACGUUGUAACUUUGCAUGCCACAAGUAUAUUUAUUCAGUAAUAAUUUAUAAACAAUUUUAUUUUAAGUUUGUAUUAACAAAAUAUUUCAAACAAUAUAAUUUAUAUAUUUAGUAAUUCUUUUGUUUUCCUUUUUAUAUGAUAUAUGAUUUUAUUUUAACCGCAAGCAAA
Molecule: messenger RNA, 6975 nt
Organism: Amaranthus tricolor (Joseph's coat)
Lineage: Eukaryota; Viridiplantae; Streptophyta; Magnoliopsida; Caryophyllales; Amaranthaceae
Product: protein FAR-RED ELONGATED HYPOCOTYL 3
Exons: 8
Coding region: 3465-6011 (848 amino acids)
Biological process (GO): regulation of DNA-templated transcription
Molecular function (GO): zinc ion binding
Source: RefSeq, a predicted model, not a curated record